Staurois parvus is the source of this 526-nucleotide messenger RNA. Lineage: Eukaryota; Metazoa; Chordata; Amphibia; Anura; Ranidae. The record is from the annotation of a GenBank genome assembly.
GGCACCGGGUCAUCAGGCACGACAACGGGCAUCGGGUCACCAGGCAUCAGGUCAUUUGGCUCGCCAGCGGGCACCGCGUCAUCUGGCAAGGCAGUGGGCAUCGAGUCACCAGGCACGACAGUGGGUUCCGAGUCAACUGGCAUGACCACGGGCACUGGCGGGCAUCGGGUCACCAGGCAUCAGGUCAUUUGGCUCGACAGCGGGCACCGCGUCAUCUGGCAAGGCAGUGGGCACCGAGUCACCAGGCAUGACAGUGGGCUCUGAGUCAAUUGGCACGACAGCGGGCACCGGGUCAUCAGGUACCGGAUCGUCUGGAUCGACAGCGGGCACCGGGUCAUCUGGCGUUGGAUCGUCUGGCUCGACAGCGGGCAUCGGGUCACCAGGCAUGACAGCGGGCACUGGGUCACCAGGCAUCAGGUCAUUUGGCUCGCCAGCGGGCACCGCGUCAUCUGGCAAGGCAGUGGGCACCGAGUCACCAGGCACGACAGUGGGCUCCGAGUCAACUGGCAUGACCGCGGGCACUGGG